Messenger RNA from Daphnia carinata, 2895 nucleotides. It is a transcript of the gene bsk, whose product is annotated as stress-activated protein kinase JNK-like. Gene Ontology annotation, biological process: JNK cascade; protein phosphorylation. The record is from RefSeq and is a predicted model, not a curated record. The transcript has 11 exons. Bases 418 to 1623 code for a protein of 401 amino acids. Lineage: Eukaryota; Metazoa; Arthropoda; Branchiopoda; Diplostraca; Daphniidae. Gene Ontology annotation, molecular function: ATP binding; JUN kinase activity. Gene Ontology annotation, cellular component: cytoplasm; nucleus.
ACGCACAACACAUAGACAUAGAAACACAGUCGGCCAUGACUGUAUGACAGGUGUAAUAAGCUCUUGAGUGAACUUUAUUUGCAGUGUUUAUUCUUAAACUCUCGCCAGCGUUACCCAUUCGAACUACUGAAGUGCCGUUUGACAUUCAAGCUACAUUGUAUUGUCGAAAAAGAGCAGUCCCAAACAAACCGGUAGUUGGAUGAAACUUGGCCGAUAUUCCUUCAAGAAGAUAUUAGAGGUUUUGUUUAAGAGUGACUUAGUUUACAGGAGGAUCAAAAGUCUUUUCAUUUGAAUUGUACUUCGAAAUUUCUACCAUUGUCUCACUUCUUUUGCCACAGGUCGAUAAAAUAGAGGCGGCAUCGUCACAUCUCGUACUCAAGCACCCCGGUGGGAAAUCACCAGGAAUCGUGGGCUCAAAUGGCGUCCCGAUUAUCCAAUCAGUUCUACACCGUCGAGGUGGGCGAUACCAAGUUUACAAUCCUACGGAGGUAUCAAAAUCUAAAACCUAUCGGAUCUGGAGCACAGGGGAUCGUUUGUGCCGCUUGGGAUACAGUUACAGGACAGAACAUUGCCAUCAAGAAAUUGAGUAGGCCAUUUCAGAAUGUGACUCAUGCUAAGAGAGCCUAUCGUGAAUUCAAACUGAUGAAAUUGGUCAAUCACAAAAAUAUCAUAGGUUUGCUCAAUGCCUUCACGCCGCAAAAGUCGAUCAGUGAGUUUUCAGACGUUUAUCUGGUUAUGGAAUUGAUGGAUGCCAAUCUUUGUCAGGUUAUACAAAUGGAUUUGGAUCAUGAGCGAAUGUCAUACCUUCUUUAUCAGAUGCUCUGUGGUAUCAAACAUCUCCAUCUUGCUGGAAUAAUACAUAGAGAUCUAAAACCUAGUAACAUUGUGGUCAAGUCAGAUUGCACACUAAAAAUUCUUGAUUUUGGACUGGCGAGAACAGCAGGAACUAAUUUUAUGAUGACUCCUUACGUCGUCACACGAUAUUAUCGCGCACCAGAAGUGAUUCUCGGUAUGGGUUACAAAGAAAAUGUCGAUUUGUGGUCUGUUGGCUGCAUCAUGGGUGAAAUGAUCCGUGGCUAUGUUCUUUUUCCUGGCACUGAUCAUAUCGACCAAUGGAACAAAAUCAUCGAACAACUAGGAACUCCUAGUGUUGAAUUCAUGAAACGCUUGCAACCGACUGUCCGCAGCUAUGUCGAAAACAGGCCGAAAUAUCCAGGCUACGCCUUCGAGAAGCUUUUCCCAGACGGACUUUUCCCUGCAGAAUCAUCGGAACAUAGUAGAUUAAAAGCUAGCCAAGCUCGUGAUCUCCUAUGUAAGAUGCUGGUGGUCGAUCCCGAGAAGCGCAUCUCGGUCGACGAGGCCUUAUUGCAUCCAUACAUCAGCGUCUGGUACGAGGAUGGCGAAGUCAACGCACCUGCUCCCGGUCCCUACGAUCACUCGGUGGAUGAUCGUGAGCACACUGUUGAUCAGUGGAAAGAGCUGAUCUACAAGGAAGUCAUGGAGUACGAAGCCGCCCAUUCCACCCCAACUUAUGCACCUAAUAUUCGUCAGGUUACUCAUACGGACGAAUCUGAUGGAAGUUCAGAGCGGGAUCGCAAUUCUGGAACAGCAGCCAAACGGUAGAAGCAACAAUGUUGCAUUCAUUAUCCUAUUUCUCCAUUUCUAUUCAACUUCUACACACAUAAUCCUCCUCUGCCACUCGCGUACUCCAUGAUUUCAUCCCAGUUGCCCUGCCCUCCUUCAAAAAAAAAAAAAAAAAACACUUUCACUACAAAGAGUGAUGGUAUGUUUACAGAAUUAAAACAGUAAUGUGGGUCGUAUUUUCUUAAUGGGGCGUUAGAGAGUGGCAUAACAAGCCAAUGGAAAAGCCAGUAAUCCACAUGACACACGAAAUAGUUGAAGCAGGGAAAAACGGAUUGAAUUUUUAACAGCAAAAAGAGGAAUCCAAUUUGUAACACUUAGGGUCGGGGUUGGAUUUACAUUCUUCGUGUCAUUGGAGAUCCUGUAGCUGCGCAUAUUCUAUGCAAGAAGAUCAUGUUGUCAGAUCGAAGGCUUCCGGCGUGGGGUUCUCUGUCCUUUCUGGCGGUGUGCAAUAAAAGUCAAGAUGUGAGUAGCAAGAACGCUGCACCAGGCCCAUAGUCAAGUACAUUUGUAAAACUCGUUCACCCAAAACGUGAGUGAGCUUCUCUUAUUCCCAUUUCUUCUUUUUUUCUGUCCUAUUUUCUUUAAACUGCGUUAUUUUUCUCAACACUGCUCUUCGUCUUCUUUUUAUCUUUCUAUAUCACGUGCAAUAGUGUUGUUUGAUGAUCCACUCUUGCUUUCCUCUUAAUUCAAUCGUGAAUCGUGUCGUAGUCAGCGAGUGGGGAUCAUGGCGACCACCUCCUGCACUUUUGUUCCAUUCCCCCACUCAUCGUCCCUUCUCCUGCUCCCUAAUCUCCAUAUAAAUUUUAAAUUAAAAGGAAACUCGCGUUUUCCGCUCGAUUGUUUCGGUUUGGCCGUCUUUAAAUUUACUCCGCGUUUCAUAAAACGCUCGAUGAAAACAAAACGGUGAACAUUCCACAUCCCGAUGGUCAUCAUCUCUAUGAAGAGUGAAUAAAUAAGUAAAACCACAACCUCAACCUUAAAAAAAAAAAAAAAAAAAAAAAAAAAAUCAAAUAUUGAAGAAGACAUAGCGUGAGCAGCCGUAUUAUGUAUUAAUUUAUUUUUUAUUAUUAUUUACCUUUUUUCUUCGUGGUAUGUCGUCGAGGUCUCAAAAGACGCCCAGCUAUCCGUCGGUUACAUUUGUUUAGGUAUUGUUUAUUUUGCUUGUGUUCGAGUAAAGAUGUGUGAAACGCUUCCCCAUAUAUUUAAAAGAUUUUGAUGGAGAUACCAGUCUAAUAAAUGAUGCGAUGAAAA